Cydia amplana is the source of this 2046-nucleotide messenger RNA. RefSeq lists its product as uncharacterized. Bases 1 to 2046 code for a protein of 681 amino acids. Lineage: Eukaryota; Metazoa; Arthropoda; Insecta; Lepidoptera; Tortricidae. Gene Ontology annotation, biological process: DNA integration. Gene Ontology annotation, molecular function: nucleic acid binding. The transcript has a single exon. The record is from RefSeq and is a predicted model, not a curated record.
AUGACACGAGAAGAUGAUCACAUUGAGCUGCACGGAUUUUCAGAUGCAUCCACUCAAGCUUAUGCAGCCGUGACGUACCUGAAGGUUGUUAGAGGUGGUGUAGUAUACGUCUCUAUGAUCGCGUCAAGAACUAAAGUCGCACCCCUGAAGCAACUCUCUGUUCCCAAAUUAGAGCUUUGUGCUGCAGCCUUAUUAGCAGAAUUGAUCAGUGAUGUCGCAGAGCUUCUGAAGAUUCCUAAAAAUAAAAUAUUUGUUUGGACGGACUCAAUGGUCGUACUGGCUUGGCUGCAAUCUCAACCUAGUCGCUGGAAAACAUUUGUAGCGAAUAGGACAGCAGAUAUUACACGAUUGAUAGAUAAUGAUCGUUGGAGACAUGUGCAAUCUGCGGAUAAUCCUGCGGACAUCGCGACAAGAGGAGUCAAAGCGCAAGAAUUAGCUACACAAGAUCUGUGGUGGAGUGGGCCAGAAUGGCUUAAGAGAGACCAAGUAGAAUAUGAAAAAAGAGAAAUUGCACAAACAGAAUUAGAAUCAAAAACGACAUGUCAUGUACUUGUAGAUGAAAAGCCUAUAUGGGAGAGAUUUUCAACAAUGUCACGAAUGAAGAGAGUGCUAGCUUAUUGUAGAAGAAUGUUAACCGGAAGAAAAAGAGAGCUAGAAGAGAGUAAACACUUAACAGUUAAAGAAAUGGAAAAAGUGGAAGAAGAAUGUAUAAAGUUCUAUCAAAAUUUAGUAUAUGGAACAGAUAUAGACGAUUUGAAGAAAGAUGGAAGAGUUAAGAAAAGAAGUACCCUAAUCACACUUGCACCAUUCUUAGACGAGAAAGGUUUGCUAAGAGUGGGAGGACGUCUUCAAAAUGCCUCAAUGUCUGAAGAGACAAAGCAUCCAAUUAUUAUUCCACGCAACCAACAUAUUACCAAAUUAAUUGUUAAUGAGGCCCACACUAGAACACUUCAUGGUUGGAACCAGUUAAUGAUGACUUACGUGAAAACCAAAUACUGGGUUAUCGGCUUAAAGUCAUCCAUUCGAAAAUGCAUUUACAAUUGCAAAAACUGUGUCAUAGACAAAGCUAAAGUCAAGAAUCAGUUCAUGGGCCAGCUGCCAACAGUCAGAGUUAACCAAAAUCGACCCUUUUUAAAUAGUGGCGUGGACUAUGCUGGACCCAUUUUAAUGAGAACCUCUAAAGGCCGAGGACAUCAUGCGAUCAAGGGAUACAUUUGUUUGUUCGUAUGCAUGGCCACUAAAGCUAUUCAUCUUGAGGCUGUAUCGGAUCUGACUUCCCAAGCUUUUAUAGCUGCUUUUAGAAGAUUUGUCGCGCGCAGAGGCCAUUGUAAAGAUAUUUGGAGCGAUAAUGGUACCAAUUUUAUUGGUUCUGCUAAAGAGUUAAAGGGCAUGUUCGAGCCUGGGAAAAACAAUUUAGCCAGCGAGGUGGCAGAACUGCUAGCUACUGAAGGGACAACGUGGCACUUCAUACCCCCAAGAAUGCCUUCAUACGGAGGCCUGUGGGAAGCGGGAGUUCAGUCUGCCAAACGACAUUUAGCUAGGGUAAAUAAGGAUACUAAACUGACUUAUGAAGAAUUAGCGACUCUGUUGACUCAGAUCGAGGCCUGUCUAAAUAGUCGUCCUCUUUGUGAAAUAGACAGUACCACAGGAGUCCCACUGACGCCAGGACAUUUCUUAGUGGGUGAGCCCUUGGUCAGUGUUCCAGACUUAAAUUACGAGCACAAAAAAGUCAAUAUACUUACCAGAUGGCAGUUAGUACAGAAGAUGACGCAGAACUUUUGGCGCCAAUGGCAGAACGAUUACCUUAACACACUGCAACAAAGAUAUAAGUGGCAAGUUGCCGUACCAGCACCCUGCAUUGGAGAUUUAGUAAUCAUAAAGGAUGAAAUUACGCCACCUACUAAAUGGUUACUAGGGAGGGUCAAGUAUCUUCAUCCCGGAGCAGAUAACCUGGUGAGAGUGGUAACUGUACAGUGCAAGGGAGACCACGAGCUUAAAAGACCUUUGUCAAAAUUAAUAUUACUCCCUAAAACAUUGAAUGAGUAG